This is a messenger RNA of Racocetra persica, 210 nucleotides long. NCBI's taxonomy places the organism in Eukaryota, Fungi, Glomeromycota, Glomeromycetes, Diversisporales, Gigasporaceae. The record is from the annotation of a GenBank genome assembly.
AUGAACAAACAAAAUAGUAAGACAGGUCCUAAACAACCUUCAGAUAUCCAACUUAAAAAAUGUUAUUACAACUCUCUUAAAACUCCAACACAAUACUCGAACACACAAAAAAGUAGGCAAUCUGUAGCAGGUAAUUACAACACAACAAACAUUCUAGAAAAGAAAUUACAAAAUGAUGCAAUGCAAAUAGCUGAUGUAGAUAUGCAAUAA